AUGAAGCGAUCCUCUUCUCCUUCCUCGUCAAAAUCACCAAGUAAACAAACGCCUUAUAAAGAGGUGCGAUUUUCGCAGGUCGAGACUCCCGUCCGUCGCGCUCAAUCGGUCGCUACCAGCAAUCCAUUGCGUGAUCCCAGCUAUAGUGCUGCACAUGCAGCCACCAGAACGCCUGAGGGCACGACGUAUGCCGAAUUCGCCGCAUAUAUCGAACAGUCGCGCGCGCUGUUGGAACGCCAGCGGGCCAAUUUCGAACGCGAACGGGCCGCCUUUGCAGAGGAACGCAAACUAUGGGACAUGGAGAGAGCGCUGUUGAAGUCCAGAAUCGCCGAGCUGGAAGCUGCAAGGAUGGAUGGCUCCGACGGCUUGAAUGGCACCUCUUCGAAGACGGCUCAGUUCCGGACGGACUUUUCGUUCCAAGGAAGGCCUCACAGUCAUGAUCCCUCGCAACAAAAUGGCGGGAGCAACAAUAGCGGCCAAAACGGCCAUCACGUAUGGGAAGGGUCCAGCCCAGGUUCGAUGCGGCCGACACGCGUGUUCCCUGAUGAGAACAGCUUCGGGCACCCGCCUUCGCUAGAUGCUGCGCUCUCCCCGCAAUCACGAGCCGUCGACCGGUCGACAGAGACCAGCGUGCCGGUCCCUAUCGAGAAGGUCGACAGUGAGCUAGACGGCAUCACGCUCAAAUCGACGGCGCUACCCCCCAAUGUAGCAGCCAAAGCCGUCACACCGCAGUCCACAUCUGCGCCCAAGUCCGACCAGGAGCCUCAGAGACGCAUGUCGGAAGGGAGAACACCGCUGAAGCUGAAGCUCUCCGAUCUGGGGGCGCCGGAUGAGAACCUUACGCGGGAUGCAGGACACACGCCCAUGGCUAUUCUGGGCACUGAAGCCGAAGCUAGCUAUCAGUCCCCGACAGAUGACAUGGCGGAGGAGGAGAAUCCUCUCACACCGACGACGACCAAGCAGCCGCUGCAGCCUGUGGAGAGCUCGGAUUCCUACUUUCCGCUCGACCUGCCGGACGACCCGGCCUUGAAGGGGCCCUUGUCGUUGCAGAACGAUGCCGAGGCGGACAAGAGCUUUCUUUCCGAGCUGGACCAGAAACUGCUUGACGAGGCGAAGAAGGCUGUCUCAGGACCGUCAGACGAGCAAGAUGAUAGCGAUGAUGAUGAUCAGCACGAGCCGGACCCGGAGCUGAAGCUCAAGGAUUCGACCAACUUUGGCACCGCUUUUGGUGUGCCAGAAUGCGGCAAAGUCUAG
Rasamsonia emersonii CBS 393.64 is the source of this 1254-nucleotide messenger RNA. RefSeq lists its product as uncharacterized. The transcript has a single exon. Lineage: Eukaryota; Fungi; Ascomycota; Eurotiomycetes; Eurotiales; Trichocomaceae. The record is from RefSeq and is a predicted model, not a curated record. The coding region runs from base 1 to 1254 and encodes 417 amino acids.